Messenger RNA from Lolium rigidum, 1423 nucleotides. RefSeq names its product transcription factor WRKY19-like. The record is from RefSeq and is a predicted model, not a curated record. NCBI's taxonomy places the organism in Eukaryota, Viridiplantae, Streptophyta, Magnoliopsida, Poales, Poaceae. The coding region runs from base 169 to 1134 and encodes 321 amino acids. Gene Ontology annotation, cellular component: nucleus. Gene Ontology annotation, molecular function: DNA-binding transcription factor activity; transcription cis-regulatory region binding. Gene Ontology annotation, biological process: regulation of DNA-templated transcription. The transcript has 3 exons.
CCCCAUUAUAUACGAGCUCCUCCUUUCUCUCCACUCAUCACCAUCUCACCUCACCUCAGCUCCGAUCACAUCUCCAUUUCUUCUCUCCACGCACCAUCUUGCCUUCCGAUCGCAAUCACAAUCCUUUCCUAGCUUGCCCUGAAGCAGCAAAAUUUCACAGCAGGAGAGAUGGAGAACGUGAUGAAUGGCAAUGGAGGAGGGAGCCGCCUUGUGGUGACCGAGCUGAGCCACAUCAAGGAGCUGGUGAAGCAGCUCGACGUGCAUCUGGGAGGCUCCCCGGACCUGUGCAAGGACCUGGCCGCGCAGAUCUUCACCGUCACCGAGAAGUCCAUCAGCAUGAUCAGGUCCGGGCACUUCGACUUCGACGGCCGUAAGCGCUCCGCCGUCGGCGCCGGCCUCGACUCGCCGCCGCUCUCCGCGACGCCCAGCCCCCUUAGCGGCGUCUCCGACAUGCCUUUCAAGACCAACAAGAAGAGGAAGAUGGACAAAGGGAAGCGCCAGAUUCGGGUGAGCUCGGCAGGAGGGGGAGCGGAUGCCCCAGAGGACGAUGGCUUCAGCUGGAGGAAGUACGGCCAGAAGGACAUCCUUGGAGCCCAGCAUCCGAGGGCAUACUACCGUUGCACGCACCAAAAAACUCAGGGAUGCGCGGCGACGAAGCAGGUGCAGCGCGCCGACGAGGAUCCGACGCUCUACGACGUGAUCUACAACGGCGAUCACACCUGCCUUCACAAGGUCACGGCGGCGGCGACGGCCAAGUCGCAGCCGGAGGUCGCGCGCAGCCUUCUGCAGAGCCUGAAGGUGGAGACCGAGGGGCUCACGCACGAGGAUCAGCAGUGCUGGAGCGCCACCACGCCCUUCAGCUUCUCCUCGCCGGCUGUGAGCGGCCUGAUGCCGUCGACGCCGGAAAACUGCUUUUGGCAGGGCGUGUCGACGCCCACGUCCCUCGAACCGUCGCCUGCGACCUCGGGCUCGAACCACCUCUCCAUGAGGGUGCAGUGUGAGCUUGACACGAUGGUGUCUGCGUUCAUGGCAGCCACGAGCAUGCCACCGCCUGCCAUGGAGGAUACCACCUUCUCGCUGGACGGAACCGAUCUGGAUUUCGACAUUUCUUGCUUCUUCGCAUCAGAUUGUUGAGAAGAAGAGAGAAUGAAAAAGUAAAACGAAAAAAAAAAACUAGUAGAGAUUAGAGAGGCAGCUUCAGGUGACCACCCUCUGAACUCUGGUGUUAGUCCAGUGACAGAGGAGGGAAGAACAAUCGAGUUCUUCCUCAGUGCAGGUGUAAGAUUUAGGAGAUAAAAUUAGUGACUCCUCGUUCGUACUGUUUCUUUUGUUUUUCUUAUCUUAUCUGGUGUAAGAUGAGGGUGUUGCAUUGUAUUAUUGAUUUUUAUGUCAAGGAAAAUAAGAUCCUUGAUCCUUUACAAUC